AUGGCAGUUGAGAUUCUAGAGAUCAUGGAAGAGUCUGUCGUAACGACCAAAGCGGCGAUGCUCAUCCGAAGGGCCCUAUCAAGGGCUCAACGGAGAAAUCCGAAGUCGGGCCAUGCUAGUGAAACCACUGAAGACAGCAACCUCUUCCCAUUCAACCAGCAUUGGGGUGAAUUCAGCAUGAAUAACGAUAAUUCUGAUUUUGGCUUCCCCUUUCAGUUCAAAGAUCUGGGAAUGGAUCAUUAUUUUGGAGAUCUCAUGGCAUCUCUUGGCUCUCCCUGA
This is a messenger RNA of Penicillium longicatenatum, 279 nucleotides long. RefSeq lists its product as uncharacterized. The transcript has a single exon. The coding region runs from base 1 to 279 and encodes 92 amino acids. Lineage: Eukaryota; Fungi; Ascomycota; Eurotiomycetes; Eurotiales; Aspergillaceae. The record is from RefSeq and is a predicted model, not a curated record.